UAAUUAUAUUAAUAUAUCUUAGGAGCUGCAGUUCUGAAUGGACAGAUUGUUUACUGCGGGGGAUAUGAUGGUGAAUGGCGCAGUAACUGUUUCAAGAAUGAGGGAAUGGACUGGAUAGAGUUUGAAAGUAUGAAUGUGGGUAGAUAUUACUUUACCCUGACUACACUAGGAGACAAAAUACUUGCUGCAGGAGGAUAUACUCCACAGGGGAUAACUGCUACUGUGGAGGUGUUUGAUGGAUCCUCCUGGAAGCUUCAAAACUAUGAAUUAACAUCUCCAAGACAUAGUCACUGUUCUGUUCCUAUCAGUGAGAGUCAAGUCAUGCUGCUUGGAGGAUAUUCUAACGACAACUUAUCUCUUGUAGAAGUCUACAGUAUUGAAGAGGGAUUCAUUGCAGAGCUUCCAUCAAUGCCAACUGCAAGGAGAGGACUAGCAUGCAGCAUGUUUAAUGGAGAAAUAUGGACAGCUGGAGGAGACAAUUUUGGAUAUCAAGAUGUUGUAGAAGUCCUGACACCAGGGUUUACAAACACCUGGAGGAGUGGACCUAAGCUGACCAAGAGGAGAGUCUACCUAACAAUGGAGGUGCUGGACAACAACCUGGUAGUAUUUGGAGGGGAUGGAGGUGUAGACAGCCUGGAGAAACUUGAAGGUGAAGAUUGGAUGGAGGAACCUCUGCAAUAUGGACAUAAACAACAUGCCUCUGUAUCAAUUCUGUGUAAUUGAUACAGAGAUGUAUGUUUAUUCUAUUGUAACUUAAAUUAAUAAUUUGAUUUAAAAUAUUGUCUUUUCUAAAAAUAAAUUGGAUUUAAUGCA
Molecule: messenger RNA, 813 nt
Organism: Eurytemora carolleeae
Lineage: Eukaryota; Metazoa; Arthropoda; Copepoda; Calanoida; Temoridae
Product: ring canal kelch protein
Exons: 6
Coding region: 106-723 (205 amino acids)
Molecular function (GO): protein binding
Source: RefSeq, a predicted model, not a curated record